AACACAGGAGGAAAGCAGAAGAGUCCAUGAGCCAGCAUGCUGAUAGACGUCCCCCGUUCGUCUCUAAUCUGCAUGCAGACAACUUCUUUGUGGAUAUUUGGAUUUCCUCACCAUAGCAACAGAGCUGCAAAACCGUGCCGUACGAUCUCUCAUCAGAAAGAGUCGUGCCUGGGGAUCGCACGGCAGAGAGGAAAAGGACUCCCGCGCUUAAACCUCUGAUGAAAAUUUUCCUCAUUAUGACCAUGACAGCUCACUUACAACAGCUCCCAAGCGCCAAGGGUCACAUUCACAGUCACCGGUCGAGCGGUCGUUCCUGCCUUCAGCUGAGAGACAAAUGGAGGGAUGCAACAAUUUCAUUGUUUGCUCACCAGAACGGAGCCUCUGCAUGUUGAAUCCUUUCGUGUCAGACAGCCAAGAUUCUGUCAUCGCCUCACGACUGCGAGAGGAAGCCUGGAAGCGCCCCUCCUCCUCCUCCACGUUGCCUUUGAAUUUUUACUCAAUCUGCCUCUCUGGUUUCUGUUUACCUCCGUGUGCUGAUAUCUCCUCCCCUUUCUCUCACUCUCUCAUGCUUUCUCUCUCCCUCCCACAGCAUGCAAUUUCUCCUCCCCUCUCGCCUUCAAAACCAGCCGUCUGCUCACCACUUUAAGGUUGCUUGCUUGAUGCUCUCCCGGAAAAACAGCGUACGCUGCCCUCUCCAGCAUCUCCAUGUGGAAGCUACUUUAGAAUUUCUUACCCAAGACAGCAGGAUGCUCCUGUGCUGGCACUGAAUUCUCCACUCAUCUUCUCACUUUCCCCUUCCCCUCCCCUUUCCUAAUCUCCUGCCCUCUGACCUUCAUCACCCCAUCACCUGUUCCUCUCCCUGUUCCCUCUCAUUUUUGUCCCUCUUUCUUGACCAUGUUGCCAUGUGUCUGCCGGUUCCAGCCUGUCCUUGCCUUGCUGUCCUUUACUUUGUUGACUCAAGGGGAAAACUGUCCAGUGAUCUGCCUGUGUCCAGACCCUCACACUGUAGACUGUAGCGGACGAGGGCUCACCCGACUACCAGACGAGAUACCGCUGGAUGUAAGGAGGCUGCUGCUGGCCGACAACUGGAUCCCACACAUUCCCUCGGACUUCCUAGUGCUCUACAGUGACCUGGUCUAUCUGGACCUGCGCAACAACUCGCUCUCGCACAUUGAGCCGGGAACCCUUAGCACGUCCUCCAGGUUGGUUUUCUUGGACCUCGGCUGCAACAACCUGACAGAGAUCCCCAAAGGGACUUUUGGAGAGUCGAGGAGUUUAAUAAAGUUGCGUCUUGGCAAUAACCCUUACCUAAGCAUGGUCAACGAAGAUGCCUUCACGGGUCUUACAUCCUUGCGCGAACUCGAACUUGAACGCAAUGCCCUUUCUGGGCUACAGGUGGAAGCGCUGAACCAGCUGCCCUCCCUCCGGAUGGUCCGGUUGGAUGGCAACCCCUGGGUGUGUAACUGCAACUUUUCCAACCUGUUUACUUGGCUGGGGGAGAACAGUCACAAGCUUCCCAAUGGUAUAGAGGGAAUGGAAUGCUCCUUGCCCAACGAUGGCCGCCGAGUGCCUCUCAGCCUUCUCUCCCAGGACAGUUUUCGGGAGUGUCAGAUCACCCUGACUCUCACCGAUUUCCUCAUCAUCAUCUUCUCGGGCAUCUCCGUCUCCGUGGCCGCCAUCAUGGCUAGCUUCUUCCUGGCUUCCACCGUACACUGUUUCCAGCGCUGGAGCAAAGGAAGCAAAGGGGACGAGGAGGAGAAUGAAGAGUGAGAUGGAGAUGGGUUUCCCUUAAUCUGAUUCAGAGCUGCAGACCUGGACAUGAAGGAGCUUAAACUUCAUGACUGAACAGAUAGCUGUUAUAACGUCACCUGAGAUGGCAUGGAUGGGUGAAGUGGUCACAAACCAAGAUUUAAAGUUGGACAAGUAUGGACAUAGCACCCUCAGAAUUUAGGGAUUUUUGGUAUAACGGUAAGCCUUAGUAUGCAAACUUCCAGGGAUUCCUGCGUUAAAGGACAUUCUUGAAUAUCUUGUCCUCCAGCUAAAUUCUCUGUGUUGAGUACUGUCGUCUGUAAAGUUUCUCUUAUUGUAGUCAAUAUACAGUAAAGCUAGCAAAACUGUACUCAAACUGUACUACUUCAUAAUUGUGCCAAAUUAGCACAGAUAGACAGCAAUGGUUGAGCAAAGUAUUUAUCGUUUGACAGAAAGUCAAAAAGGGCAGGUUAGAAGUCAAAUGUUGCCAUUAUAGCUUUAUGCAGCCAGAAUAUGCGAUGGGAGCCAUUUUACUUGGAUUUUACAUGGAUUUUAAAUGGCAUUAUCAUUAUCGAGAUAUUUAGAGUAGAGCUUAAUGUGACUAGCCGUUUCGAAUACUGCACUUUAAAGCGGUUCAAGUUGUGCUGGCCGUCAAGGCACCAAGUAGACUGGUUUCACCCAGAUCUGCCAAAGAAUGCUGAGACUGAGGGACGAUGUUAAUGUGAAUAUAGAUUUAUUUUUCUUUAAAAAAGUCUGUGAUCUUAGCAAGAUGACAUUUAUUCAGCAUAAAUAUGGUUCUCUCAUAUUUACCCUUAAAGAGACUUCUAAACACAAUAUAUAUGAGAUUACAUGAGAUUAUGAGAGUAUAUACUACUGGUCUACAAAUGUCUUUGUGUCGUUUAUGUCUUAAAGGUAUAUUGGCAAAAGGAAUACAGUGGCCCUGCUUAUUUGGACUUGAAGUAAUGCAAAGGCAGCAAUCAUACUCAGAGAUUACACUAGAAUCUUAGUUGUGCGUUUAAAUAUAAACAAUAGAUUUACAAUUCUAAAUUAAGACUAAUCCUGUGUGAUUGACAAAAUGUACAAUAUGCCCAUAGUUAAUUUAGACCUGUGGUCAUUUUGUGUAAAUCUGACUACAUCCAGUGCAAAUAUCCUUUAGUACAUUUGGUUAAACGUAAUUACAAACAUUCUCAAUUUAAAUCAAAUUUCAAUUCUGUAAAAAGGUUUGGCAUCAUAUCUUUGGACAUCUUUUAUCAACAGUAUGAAUGGCUUACAUGUCCAAAUACUUUUUGGGGCCACUGUACAUUUAUGUGUCUUCUGAUUGCUGUCUAGUGUCAAUAAUAAUAUACAGUCGUAUCUAAAUGGCAUACAUUUCAUACUGUCAGUAUCAUCAAGCAACUUUGUCUGUAGGUCUUAAUUGAACGAUAGAUUACCAUUGGAAAUAAUUCGAAUGGUAUUGAAUGUCAGAUAAAGACCUUGGAUUGUUUGCUUUUGUUUUUCCUUACACUAUAUGACCAGAAUUAUGUGGACGCACUGAAACCACAUCCAUAUGUCUAUGGUGAGCUUUCAUUUCAAGUUGGACCCGCCUACCAGCCUCAAUGUUCUCCCAUUGAAACACAGAGAGUAUCCGCGAGGUCAGGGACGAAUGUUGAGCGAUGCGGGUCUGGCUCACAGCCAGCAUUCCAAUUGAUCCUGAAGGUGUGUGCUUGGGUUCAGGUCUGGGCUUUGUGUAAGCCAGUCAAGUUCUUCCACACCAGACUCUGUAAAUCAUUUCUUAAUGGACCCUGCAUUGCACAUCGGGACAUUGUUAUGCUGGAACAGAAACCAAAUGGUUUUCAAACUGGUGGACGCACACAUUUCUCUAUGUUGUCCCUGAAUGCUGUAGCAUUACGAUUUAAGGGCCCAUUCAUUAUCAUGGCGUCCACGUGCUUAAGGUCAUGUAGUGCGUUUUGUAACGAUCAUAUUUGUUUCAUAUCCUUAUUUUAAAGGGCUUCAUGUGUCUUUAACAUGUCAGAUGGGGAAUUUGUAAGAGUUGGUUUAUUAUGAUGUUAAUACAUUCAUUAAUUCCUCUUAUGUGUUGACAUAUGUGAUCCUGGACAACAAAACCAGUCUUAAGGGUACUUUGUUCAAAAUUGAGAUUUUUGCAUCAUCUGAUAGCUGAAGAAAUAAGCUUUCUAUUGAUAUAUGGUUUCUUAGGAUAGGACACUAUCUGGCGGAACAACAACUGUUAACAAAGCUGAAAUCUGAGGGUGCAAAAAAAGCUAAAUAUUGAGAAAAUGGCCUUGGAAGUUGAUAAUCUGAGGCACCGUAGCAGGCCAUCCACUCACAAAAUGAAAGUUUUUAUACAUUUACGGUGGGAAAUUUAUAAAAUAUCUGUAUGUAAUAUGAUCUUUAAUUAAUAUCCUAAUGAUUCCCAAAAAUCAUUUAUUUUUAUUUUUACCCCUACAAUGUAUUUUUGGCGAUUACUAAAAAUGUUCCCGUACUAUUUAAGAAUGGUUUUGUUGUCCAGGGUCACAUAUAAGGUUUUCUGUUCCCACUGCAUCUGUCCAGGAACAGAUGCUGUUGAUGUGCUAUUCUGAGAGCAAGUGGCUAUAUUUUCCCAAGUAUCGCAACUUCAUUUUUGCUCUGCAUGAAUAAUUGAUUGGAUCUGUGAAAUGAAGAAGACAAUGUGCUUGCUGUCUCAAAUAUUGGAGGAAACCAUCAUGAAAGAGCCGCUUUUUUAUUUUAUUUUGAGAACAUUACAUUCUGUCUCGGAAAUCUUAGUUUGUUGGAUGUGGCAAGUAUCAUAUUAAUGUAAUGUAAAUGUUCUAGUGUUAAAACACGGUUUUGCACAACUGAAUCUUUUAAAGCUGGACUGUAGCAUGAUAUUAUCAGGAAAAAUCCAAACUGCAGCUAUAGUACCUGUGAUAUAUCAUAAUUUUAGAUGUUUUUUAUCACACAUGUACAUCAAAUAUUUACAGCUGUGCUCAUCCAUUCCCGAAAAUCCUUUGUUGUGUCGGCAGGAUUGACUUUGAUAAAUGUGUCACUAUAAAUGAGGCACAUCUUGGAUUUCCGAAGAAAGUAAAUUACGAUGUGCUCAUUGUGGUUCUGAAUUCAAUUUGUGUAUGGUUUGAAACAAGCCCGGAGCUCCUGACAUCAGUUACUCCCUGUGUCAUGACUGUCACAUUGAGAAAUAGUGAAAAUGUCUAUGUGUUGCAUAAUUAACAUGGAGUAGAUGUCCAUCUGUCUUAACUGAACACCAUGUAUACCUAUAGAAUACCAACUACUAUGUAGUUUAAGUAAAAAGAAAGUGGAAAAUUAUAUAUGGGGGUUUUCUUUCCUGCAUGAUUCAAGACGACAUCAUCCAAUACUUUUGAUUUUGUCCAUUUGGAAGUACACUGUUGAUGAAAUAUAUGAAACAGUAAACUAUUUUGAUUGAUCUUUAAUUUAUUUGUGUUCCUUAUUUUUUGAUUUCCUUAAAAACACAAUGUGAAUAUAACAUUAUUGCUUAAUUUCGCAAAUAAAGUGUAAACACUGA
Triplophysa dalaica is the source of this 5263-nucleotide messenger RNA. RefSeq names its product leucine rich repeat containing 38b (gene lrrc38b). Bases 895 to 1770 code for a protein of 291 amino acids. Lineage: Eukaryota; Metazoa; Chordata; Actinopteri; Cypriniformes; Nemacheilidae. Gene Ontology annotation, cellular component: voltage-gated potassium channel complex. The record is from RefSeq and is a predicted model, not a curated record. The transcript is spliced from 2 exons. Gene Ontology annotation, molecular function: potassium channel activator activity; transmembrane transporter binding; voltage-gated potassium channel activity.